Cyprinodon tularosa is the source of this 1894-nucleotide messenger RNA. RefSeq names its product collagen and calcium-binding EGF domain-containing protein 1-like. Gene Ontology annotation, molecular function: calcium ion binding. The transcript has 11 exons. NCBI's taxonomy places the organism in Eukaryota, Metazoa, Chordata, Actinopteri, Cyprinodontiformes, Cyprinodontidae. The coding region runs from base 287 to 1444 and encodes 385 amino acids. The record is from RefSeq and is a predicted model, not a curated record.
CUCUUCUUUGGAGGCAGGAAUGUAAAUCUAGAGGGAUUAGUUGGAGGGCAAUGGGCUGUGGAGCCCUCAGCAGCUCUCCAAAGGGUCUGUCUCACUGCGUAAAGUUAAGAAGCGGGGUCCGGGCGCGCGGCUCACUCAUCCCGCAGCCUCUGAGCGCGUCACCUCUGCGGGACACUUGACUACGACAUUUUCAAUAACUUAGGUCCUUGACACAUGAAAGGAGUGACGUCUGUCGGAUGUGAAGAGUUACUUUAUCAGGUCAUCUGUCCGGAGCGCCACGAGGGACAUGGCUCAGAUUAAUGGAGUGACUCUUUUACCGUUUGGGGCCAUCUGUGCUGUUUUCUUGUGGGAAUCUGGUGCCAGCUCCAUCAGGACGACGAUUUCCGUGGAUACAUCAAGGAUGGAGUGUCCGGAUAAUAAAAUCUUGACUGUGGAGUAUCCCUGUGUCAGAGCCGGAGGGAAGAACGGCACUUGUUUCAGGAGGAAGUGCUGUGAUGGAUUCAGGUUUGUGAUGGGCCAGUGCAUUCCUGAAAGUGUUGAUGUGUGUGCGGCGUCACCGUGUGAGCAGCAAUGUACUGAUAACUUUGGUCGCGUCGUCUGUACAUGUUACCCUGGUUAUCGCUUCGACAGGGAAAGACACCGUACCCACAAGUCUCCCUACUGCCUGGACAUCAACGAGUGCGAGGCGUCUGGUAAAAGUCUAUGCGACCAUGAAUGUGUGAACACAGUCGGGAGCUUUCAGUGCCGCUGCCACACCGGGUACAUCCUGGCUCCAGACCAGCGCUCCUGCAUCCCCGUGCGGAACUUAAGCUCCUCAGGAAAGUCCGACACCUUGAUGAGUGCUGGUUCUUGCUCGUUCACCUGUCAGGACUUCAUGAACAUGAAAAGCAGCCUGUUUCAGCUCAAGCUGCGGCUUGGAAACACACAGUCACACAACCAGGUGUCUGGUUUGGCUAACAGCAGCGACAAACCGGCUCGAGGGGGGAAAAGCAUGGACACCGCCUGUCUGCCUGGAUUACCUGGCCCUCCAGGGGCUCCUGGUCUCCCAGGACAUCCAGGAGAACCAGGAAGCCACGGCAAGCCUGGGGAGAGGGGUCCGCCUGGUCCAAGGGGUCCGAGGGGAGACAUGGGGCCUAUGGGACCAGAACCAGACCUCAGGCACAUCAAGAGAGGCCGCAGGGGUCCAGUGGGACCACCUGGGGCGCCAGGAAGAGACGGAUUAAAGGGUGACCGUGGCGCUCCAGGACCGAGUGGCCCACCUGGACCACCCGGCUCCUUUGACUUCCUUCUGCUGAUGAUGGCUGACAUCAGGAAUGACAUCAUUGAGCUUCAGGAGAAGGUGUUUGGAGAACGGAGGGGAAUCUCUCUGGACAAUCCUCCUCAUUCCAGUGUUGAAGAAGACUUUGUAGAAUGGGCCUCUGGACAAGGAGAUUUUAAAACCUGACCCUUACAUCAGCAUUCACAGACUCCAGGCUAGCAGACCUAACCAGUGCCUACCUUUGAGCUCUGUUUUAAAACCAACACCUGAACUUGUCAGUUAAACCUUAGCUCACAGCCGGGCUGAACUGAACGUAGCCAUGAGUCUUGGUGGAACUCUACUCACUUCGAACUGUGAAACUGAGAGAAAACAGACAUUUAAAAUCUCUCUCUUACACCGUUUGACUGGCUUUCAUUGCUGUGGGUGUGAUCCAGCCCUGUGUGUGCAGAACAUCAUGUGAGAAAGAUACAACAUGAGCCCUUCUGUCUGAGCUUCUGAGCUCUGCCUUUGAGCUGAACCACUUCAAACGAUAGAUUUUAUCGUCUACAUCUCUUCCCCUUCCUGUGUCCGUCCAUAGAAGCUCUGCUUUGCCACUGAUGGAUUGCCUGCAGGGGAAUUAGUUACAAAAAAAGAAAA